Molecule: messenger RNA, 3069 nt
Organism: Fusarium keratoplasticum
Lineage: Eukaryota; Fungi; Ascomycota; Sordariomycetes; Hypocreales; Nectriaceae
Exons: 1
Coding region: 1-3069 (1022 amino acids)
Molecular function (GO): protein binding
Source: RefSeq, a predicted model, not a curated record
AUGGAAAACGCCUCUGCGCUCGGGAGCGCCUUGCGUUCCGGGCACUAUGCCUCCAUUCUCCUCUCCGGACCAUCGGCGGGUGAAUCAACUCCGGGCUCGGCCUCCGCAUCUUCCGCCCCUGCUCCGGUGGCCGGGGCCUUGAUACAAGCUUUUGCCGCCCACUUGACUGGUGCUGCUGGCUCCAGCCCGGUUCCGGAUGCCGACGUCGCCCAGGUUCUCUCUGUUGGCGUCGCCGCCUUGAAUGCCUUCCUCCAGGUCAACGUCACCGGCCCCAUUCUCCCCGAGUCGGAUGCCCUCAGCGCCCGGCUCACCAAGGCAUGGGCUGAUGCUCAGUCGGAUAGCUCAAAAGGUACUCGGGAUCAUCUUCACAAGGCUUGUCUCGGCGACUUGGAAGUUGACGGCGUGUCACCCUACGCUUACAUCCCCCAUCUGGAACUGUUCGCCCUGGCGAGGUACAUUAUUGCACAAUCGCUCAGCCAGGCCAGCAGCGAUGUGCUUGAGGUUCCCUCCGAUGAGCAACCGCUCAAGUACAGCCUUGCGUGGACUAGACUCCGUGUUAAUGUAUGGCACUACAAGCUCUUGACGCAACCCAGUCUUGGACCAGGCUCCAACUUCACCCGCAGCUCUCAGUGGAGUGACGUGCCGACCCUGGCAUCCCAAAUUCUCGACGGCAUCGAUGCCGUGCGGUCACAGAUCGUUGGUGAGGAGGUAUGGGCCUCGGGUGACGAUACCUGGAGCCGCGAAGACAAGGUCCAGUUCCUUGUUGAAGCAGCCAACAACUAUAUCUUGCUUGGCCGGGAUGACAAAGCCAAGGAAGUGCUUCAGGAAGCCACCCAGACCAGCGGUUUUGCAUAUGCGCUCUCUGGUGCUCUUGGAAAGAGAACCAAGUUCCAGGAGAAGAACAUCAGCCAGCUGGUCGUGCUGGCAAAGAGUGGUGCUGAACAGCAGACGGAUGCCGGUGAUGAUGAAGCUAAGCCGGAGGCUCUCCAGCUUAACAACGACACAUUGCUAGAGGAAAUCCACUUCAGCAAGGAAGAACAUGGAAAUGACAAGAAGGCCACACUCCCUGCUGCCUUGGCGGAUCUCGCACCUGAUGAUCAGCCUCAGCUCUCACCCCUCGACCAGAUCAUCCUCCUCACUGAGGCUACUCUCAAGGACGCCUUUUCGCCUGUAGACACUUUGACAUCCGCUGAAGUGCUACCGUACGCCGUGCGUGUCAUUUCAGACAAGUCCACCAACUGGCAGAUCUAUACCCAGGCGUUGCUGGUCCGCUCCCGGAUAGAAGUUCACCGCAGCCGAACUCUUGAGCGCGGUGUGCUUCAACUACAGGCUGUUUCCGAUCAGGUUCUGACUGACACUACGGCCGAAGCUCAGCAUAAGGCUGAGGCAAAGGAGGAGGGUACCGAGACGGAUGCUCCAGCUAUCCAGGUCACAACCCCUGAGCAAGAUACAAGAUCGCUUCAGAGCAAGCCUACAACCUUCCUUCCAGCUCCCAAGGCCUCAGAGUCUGCACCAGCGCAUGUGCGUCUCCAGUACAUCCAUGCCCUCUCUUCCCCCCCACGAUGGCACCUAGAGUCCGAGCUCGCCUACGCCUGGGUCGGUGUCGGUUCUUUGGCCUCGGCCCUCGAGAUCUUCAAGCGUCUGCGUCUCUGGGCUGAAGUCGCCCUGUGUCUCGCUACUGCCGCAGCAACCGAAGAUGAGGACGGCCGUGGCAGCGGCGGCGAGGAAAAGGCCAAGGGCAUCCUUCGAUGGAGGUUGUUCCAUCGCACAGGAGACGCCGCAUCUCCAUCAGACCCUGACGAUGAGGAUAUCGGCGACGACGUGACACGCCUCAAGGGCUCAGACUUUGAGGGCCCUGAGCGAAAUCCUCCACCACCCAACGCUCCCCGCCUGUUCUGCAUCCUGGGUGACACCGAGAACGAACCGGCUCACUACGAACGCGCGUGGGAGAUCUCCAAACACCGCUACGCCCGCGCCCAAAAGUCUCUCGGUGAGCACUACCUUCAGAACAAGGAGUGGGAAAAGGCUCGCGACGCCUACAAGAAGGCCACGGCCGUCAACCGUCUCAGCCCUGAGAUGUGGAGUCGUCUUGGAGACAUCAACCUGCGCCUCGCGCAGUUCGGUGAUGCUGCCGAGGCCUUCAACCGGUCCAUUGCAUCCGCGAGCGAUACAGCUGGAGGCGAAGAUGCUCGAACGUGGAGCAACCUGGGCAGUGCGCUCUGGAGUCUCUACUGCGAAGUCAGCGCCGAACCCAAGGAUGAGACUGCGAAAGAGGUUGUUACUCAAGCACCUGCCGAGGACGAAGAAGAUGACGUCGUCGCCGCCGUAUCUUCCAAGCCAUCAGACCGCGAUCCAGCGACUCUCUUGGCUCAGUCUCUUGCUGCCUACAAGAAGGGCGCCUCCAUCGCCCACGAUAACUGGCGGAUCUGGGACAACGUGCUCACCCUGGGUUCGCGAAUGCGACCUCCUGCGUUGAACGACAUGAUUCUUGCUCUCAAUCACAUCAUCCGCAUCCGUAAAUCCGAGGAUGCCAUCGAUGUUGAUGUCGUCAGCGCCCUGCUCCAAGAUGCUGUCCUCUCUGUCGAGAAGACCAGCUCAGGCGUCUACGAUCCCCCUCGCGGUUCCCCCGAGAGAUUGGUCAUGAGACUUUUCGAGGAAGAGAUGGUGCCCCUGAUUACGCAGCGCUCAGAACUGUGGACGCUCGUCUCCCGUCUCCGCGCCUGGAGGAGAGACCACGCCGGUGCUAUUGAGGCAGCGGAGCGAGCAUGGCGUGCGGCCGUGGGAACCGCUGGAAGUGGCCUCUUACCUGGUGCGGCAUCUACGACGGCCGAUGAGGCGCGGGACUGGACCGUCGACGAGGGGGCGUGGUUGAUCGUAGUUACAAGGACCGACGAGCUGGUGUCGAUGCUAGAGAACUGGGGUCCCGACGUCGAGACCAUCGGCACAAAGUGGAAGGGCAAGGCUAGGAGCGCGAUAAGGAGCGUCAUGGGUAGGGGUCGGGAGAAUUGGGAGGGGAGUGAAGGAUGGAAGCUGUUGGAGAGCUUGAUGGAGGGUUUGAAGACCUCCUGA